AUGGCCAAAAGAGGAUUCUACAGCAAGAAGGCUGUUGCCGAAAGGAAGAAGCAGGCCGCCACCAACAAGGACAAUGGCGGUGAUCGGCCUCCUCCGCUGCGAGCAAGACAGCUACCACGGCUCCCUGUGAAUGUUCAUUCCAACAAACAUGUUCCAGUUGUCACAUGGACAAGAGGAAAGGGCAAGGUACCCGAUAAGGAACGUUUCGCUUCCAGGAACAAACAGGUUCGAGAUCUGGACGAUUUGGUGAAGGAUGGAAAGCUACCAGCUUACAAGGAAAUCAAGGACGUCGUCAACGAAGAGAAAGAAGCCAUCCUUUACAUGGCCACGUAUGGUAUCAUUCGUAUUCCUACUUGCUGCGGCCGCUGCAACAGUCCAUGCAAAUGGAAAGGUCCUGAGCAGGUGACCAUGAGAUGCAGGAAGCAGAACUGCGAAUUUACUUGCCCCGCUGAUUGUGAACGAUGUGGAAGCAAGCUAAAGAAUCAGUUAGAUACCAGAGGAGAUGUCUUCGGCUAUUGUCCUGACUGCGAUUGGAUUUGGAAUCAGGGACAGUCAUGGGAGCGGUCAAUCUACCAUGGUAGUGUACUCCAGAACUGCCGUUUGCCUAAGAACGAGGUUCUCCAUCUAUUUUACCUGUAUCUAAUGAGGGUUCCUACGGUGCCUGCAGCAUUGAUGCUGGGCUGGACAGUUGAGGUCGUUGGCAAAUGGAUGCGGCACUGCAGACAACUAGUAGCAGAAAUGGUGAUUCAGGAGGACCGGGAGACCAUAAUGCUUGGUGGACCUGGCAUCAUUGUCGAGAUUGACGAGUCUAAAUUUGGCAAACGCAAGUACAACAAAGGUCGCAGGGUCACAGCUGACUGGGUCCUAGGGAUGGUGGAAAGGACAGAGCAACGUAAGCUGGCAAUGAUUGCUGUGCCUAGGCGAACUGCGAAUGUUCUAAUUCCCCUGAUCACUGCAUUUGUCCGCCCUGGAAGUGUCAUCCACACCGACCAGUGGAAGGCAUACAACCGCUUAGGGUACUUUGCCGACUACAACUACACCCACAAAACCCUCUGUCACAAGAAGGAGUUCGUUGCAAAGGAUGGGACGCACACGCAAACAAUUGAGGGUUCAUGGUCUUUCAUGAAGAAAAAAAUGCCAGUACAAAAGCGCAGUGGACAUAACUUGCAGGAAUAUUUGUGGGAGGUGAUGUGGAUGAGGCAGCACGAGAAGGGUCUGUGGGAUGCUUUCCUACGGGGACUCAGCAAAUUCCGGUACACACCAGCAGAGAUUGAGAGACUCUGGGACUUGCGAGAUGAGAGUGACCCAGCUGGAUGGAACGAGGAAGACUACAUUCAGAGCGAGGACGAAGACGAAUUGGAGUACGAUACAGAUGAUGAGGAAUACGAAAGUGAUGGAGAAGGGACGGCUGCUGCUGCGACACUACUUGGUUUGCAGCGAGCUGUCAUUUAG
This is a messenger RNA of Seminavis robusta, 1452 nucleotides long. The record is from the annotation of a GenBank genome assembly. Lineage: Eukaryota; Bacillariophyta; Bacillariophyceae; Naviculales; Naviculaceae.